This is a messenger RNA of Paramecium octaurelia, 5392 nucleotides long. Lineage: Eukaryota; Ciliophora; Oligohymenophorea; Peniculida; Parameciidae. The record is from the annotation of a GenBank genome assembly.
AUGGUUAUUAAAAAGGCCUUUGAAGAUUUUUAUCGAGAACACUUUCUGAUAAUAAGAGAUAGCUUUUAUAGGAAUCAGUAUUUUAGUUUUGGAUUGAUAUUGUUUUAAACCUUUUAGUUAUAGGGGAUAUUUCUCAGUGAAAAUAAUUUUGAACCGUAAAAACAUGAAAAAAAGAGAGGAGUAAUGGAUGCGAUAAUUUGGAUUUUAAAAUCAUCAAAGUAAGCAUUUGAUUAGAAUAUUAGGAUAUAUCCUUUAUUUCAAAAUGAAACAAACCUAAGUCAAAUAUAUUUUAUAGAUGUCUGUUUCUUAAUUAUUCUAAUUGUGAUUUCUCUUUUAAAUUUAAUUGUUGUAUUUAAGAAGAAUAGUUAAUAGAAGUAGACAAAUUAGAAAAUAAAUGGAUUAUUUUCUUUAAAAUUUUCAGAUUUCCCCAUUCAAGUAUAUAGAUUAAUAAGAAUAGUUGUAAACUAAAUAAUAUUUUCAUGUAAAUUUUAUCAAAUUCAUUACUAAUGCAUUGUCGUUCUUUUUGUAAACUUAUAAAUAUGUGCUCCAUUGGAUGACCAUUUAUUGCUCAUUAAAUAUUUUUUACAACUAUAUUGCAGAUGAUCAAUAAGCAAAUCAAAGUAAGAUGAAAUCUUAAAUUAGAUUGGAUUUAUACAUAAGGUAUGAUCGCAUCAAUAUUUGUGUUUUUAUUUUUUCUAAUCCUUGAUAUCUUUAUGAUGUUUCAUUGUUUUGAUUAUAAAUUUAAAAACAAAGACUUUUUGGGAAGAAAAGUAACUGGAUUUAAAUUGUUAUAAAACAUAUACAUUUAUGCAUGUAUACUCAUAAUUAUAUUUACUAAACAACAAUACCCAAAUCUGCAAUUACUAUUAGGACUUUUUUGUAAUUUGUUUUUUUUACUGUUAAGUACUCUAUAAAUUUUAUUUAGAAGACAAUAAAUUAAUGCUUUUUAGUCAUUUAUAUUGGGUCAAUUUAUAUUUAUUUACAUUGGGUAGAUUUGUUACAUUAAUAAUUUAUUCUCAAUAGAUUUCAUUAAUUUAUUGGUUCUCAUCUCAUCUCCUAUUGUAUUUGCAGUCUAAAUAAUCAUCAGACGAGAAUAGUUUAAGUAUCAUUUUGCAGUAAGUUUAAAGGAUCCGAGGAACUUGGAAGAAAAAUUAAGAAUAAUGUAUGAUCUGAUUAAAAUGACUUAUUAUAAGGAUUGGAGAACUUUUAAGAAACCAAUUAUUAGAACUCACAUUUCCCUUUAAUUACACAAUGUUGCAGCUAAUCAUUUAAGAAAUUGUUCAGGCUAUUUGGUAGAUGAUGGUUAACCUUUACAAUACAAUCUUUCUAGAUAAUGUUUUUGUAAACAAUACUUUUAGUAUAAUGAAUAAAAAUCUCUUACAUUUUGGAAAAGAGAUUUAGAUCAUGAAACAGAAAAGAAAUUCUUUGCUUUUAAAAGUGAGAAACAAUUUAAAUAAUUUCUGUUCGAUUUAAUUCGAUACUAUUUUGAGAGGUUUCUGUAAAAUAAAUCAAUUACGGAGAAUAAUGAAUAGUUUUCUUAUAUCUAUUUCCUAUUUUAAAUACAAAAGAAACCUACUAAAGCAUUUUAUGAAGCAAUGAACUUAAAAUUUAAAGUUAAGAAGCUGAACUAAAAGAGAACCAUGAUAAUUGAAUAAUUGAUUUAAGAUGCUAAACAUAACUUUAAUCAGAUGAUAGAAAAAAAAGAUCUUAAAAAUCAGAAGUACAACUUUAAAUAAGUUUUUGAUUUUGAUUCAAAUCUUGACACUUCUAAAUAAAAUUUCUAGAUCAUCCUUACAAAUUAUAAGAAAUGGUAUUAUUAACUAUUGAAUUAAUAAUUACAAUUACAAUCAAUCAUCAAGAAAGGUACUGAAUUAUAAUUACAGAUUCAAGUCUUAGAAAAGUAAUUAUUCUAAUUAUAUUAACUAAAUCCAGUUUCAACUGAAUUAGACACCAUCAUCUAUUUGUUUUAUAAAUACUUAAAUUUCAACAUAAAGAGACCUAAAACAACUAAAAGAAAUUCUCCAUAUGCUAACUAAUUUGUCUAGUCUAUUAAUUAAUAAGUAUUUCAAAGGGAUUCAUGCAUUAUUUAUAUUUCAUUAAUGAAUCAAAGAGGUUCAAUACAAAAUUAUACAAAAUCCUUCAAAUCUCUCAUUUUGGGGAAUGAUUAAGAUAUCAAAUAUUAGAAUAUUAAACACUUCAUGCCUGAUUCUAUUGCCUAGUAUCAUGAUAUGUACUUAGACAAUUUUAUUGAAUUUGGCAGAAUGAACAUCGUGAUGGCUGAAUAAAGAUUCUUAAUAUUAAAAAACAAGGAGUCAUUCAUCAUUCCAGUCUAUGCCAAGGUGAGAUUGGAAAAUUACUCUAAUAGCGACUUUGGAUCUUCUGCAUUAAUCACAUAAAUAAAUUAAUAGAAUUAUUAUAUAGUCAUAAGCAAAUUUGGGAUUUUAGAAGAGAUAUCAUAGAAUUUUUAUGAAGAUAUUAUCAAGAAAACUUUCAACUGUCCUCCGAAUUAAUUGAAGAAUCUGAAUUUCCUUCGAAUUAUGCCAUGUUUAUUAAGAGAUCUCUAGAAACUUGAAUAAACUUACAAAAAUAAUACUGAUAUUGAUUUUGAAUUCUAAUAGUAAAGCAAAGACAAAAUAAACUAUGACAUUUUGAAGGAAGGACAUAUUCUAAUACCCAGAUAAUUUAAUCUAAAUGAAUAUAUACAAUUACUAAGGACUAGCAUGACUGGUGAUAUUCAAACAUACUUUUUAUCUGAAUAAUAGAAAAGUCAUCUUUACUAUUAGAAUGUUUAACAUUAUUUUAUCUUUUAUGUAAAAUACAAAAUAAGAUUAAUGAAGACUAUAAAUUCAUUGCAUAUAAUCUUGGAUAUCUAGAAUCUUAAAAUGGUAAAAUCGGAACAACAAUAAAAGGUGCUGAAAGUGGUUUAGAAUCUUUGUCAUUUUGAGGGUUAACAUAUAACUAUUCUGCAAUAAACUCCAAAGAUUAAUUAUAUCCAUUAGGAUUCUGAAUACAAGGAGAACUUAUAUAAAGAGAAUUUUGAUUUGUUUAGGAAGUCUCAAUCAUCUGAAUUUUUAGAAAAGAAAUACUAAGAUGUGGAGUCAAAUUUGAUAGUAGAAGAUGAUGUGAUGAUCAGUUAAAAAUAAAGGAAUAUUGAGGAAUAUAAUCCUUUUUCUAAAAGAGAAUAAAUAUCUUUAACUCUGGAUUCAAAAUCCAAAGAAAAUCAAUAAUUAUUGUAGAUGGAAUUUGACAAUUCAAAAUAGUAUUAAAGAUAAAAUAGUUUCUAAUUGAUAUCAAAGAAUCAGAUAGAAGACAUGGAUCUUUCUAAUAAAAAUUCUAAGGAUUCAAUUGAUUCAAGUUCUGAUCACAAAAGCAAUAAUAAAAUCGCUAUUCAUUAGAAUGAUGGAGGUAGUUCAAUUGGUAGUUCUUAAUAAUAAUCAGAUUAUCUAAGCAAGAGAAGAAUGAUUAAGGAUGUCUUGUACUCAGAUCAUCAAUUCUAAAAUAAUACAACCAAAAAAGGAAUGUUAAUCUUUGGAUUACUGUUAUUAAUUAUUUUAUAUGUUCUCAAUCUUGUGUUCAUAAUUAUCUCUAGAGAUGUAUUUUAUAGCAUUUAAAUUAGAAAUUAGUAUUAAUCGAAACAAAUAAGCAUGUCUCCAAAAACAUUGAGUGUUCUUUUAAUCUUUUCAUACUAACCAAUCAAUAUAAGCAAAUAUUGAGUUAGAAUCAAAUAACUUUGGCAUGGUAUGAUUAGAUACAAAAUGUCUCAAUCAAUUAUUACAAGUAGUAUAUACAAGUAAUUUUGAAUGAAUAAAAUAACAUAAUAGAACAAUCAAGCUUUAAUUAAUAAUGUAUAUAUUGUAUAUAUUUAAGAAAACAUCAUUUUUACGCAAAACAAUCAAACCCUAUUAUUAGAUUAAUUGUUCAUAUUUAAAUUAGUUGGUUAAUAAAUGAUUGAUUAUAUAAAAAACGAUGAAUUAGAUGACAAUAAUAGCAUAAAAUUCAUAAUUGAUAACUAUUUAGUAAUUAUUAAUGAUAUGCUAUCUGAAUUUAAUUCAUCAAUUACUACUAACAUUAAUGAAUAAAUUGAUUUUAUUUAAACCUAGCAUUAAUUAACAAUAAUUUUAUCAGAAGUAACACUAAGUUUAUUAGUAAUCAUAUUAUUACCUGUAUUUUUGGUGAUAAAUAAGUAAAAGAAUACUAUCUUAUAAUUCUUUACAACAUUCCCAUAAUCAGAACUAUAACAAUAGUUUGAUGUUUAUCAAAUUUUAUUGGAGAAAUUGGAAGAAACUAAAUUUGCUCAAUAAGAAACUAAUCAAUAUGACAUUGAAAGUGUUCACAUUAAAAAGUUUGCCAAAACUAUUCGAGGGAUAAAGGACUCCAAUCAUAAAAAAUAAUAAAAUGGAAAAUUGAAGACCAUAAUUGGAUCUAGUAAAAUUAUUAUUCUAUUUAGAUGCCACUCCCUUAAUAAUCUUCAGUAUCUUAUUAGUAUUACUUUUAUUUUCUAUUGUAUCAGCUUACUUUAUUACUUCUUAUAUGAUUCAAUUUUAAUUUUUAAAUGAAUAUCAAAGUUACUUUUAAUAAAAUACAAUUUAUAGUACUCUACAAAAUGAAAUAUUAAAAGAGAAUUCCAUCGAAAAUAUUAUCAUAAAUAAUUUGAUUAGUCAAAACACAUUCGAGGUGAAUGAUGCUUCAAGUAAAGUCAUAUCAUAUAAACUAGUCAUAUAAUUGAUUCAGUAUCAGUAGGACAAUUAGAAUUAGGCAUUAAUAUAUUACUCUUAAGAUUUGACAGAUAAACUAAAUAAUGAUGCUCAACUAUUUGAAAUAUUAUCAAAUAACUUUUGUGCUGUUUUUGAUAGUCUAUUAAUAUCGCAUUUGUCCAAUGAGCAAUACUUAGAUUAUUUCUCUUAUGAGAUCUGUGAAUCAUUUGGUAAUUAGUAAUCUGGAGUUAGUGUCACUUUGGCUAAUUUUAUCACUCAAAUGAAUUAAUUUUAUGAGACUCUAUCAAUAUUUUAAAGUAAUUUAUAUUUUUAGUUAAUUAGAAUAACAGUUAGAUCCUUAAGAUUUGGAUAAGGAAGUGAUUUUAUUGAGCAAUAAAGAGUUACAAGAAAUCUUCAUUUAUUUAACAUUUGUGCUUCAAGUAAUAUCUGAUUAUGAAGAUUAUCAAUUAAGAGACAUAAUUGACAAUCAUUUUGUAACUUAAAUAAUCAUAUUUGUGAUUGGGGCAAGCUUUGUUUGUGUUUUUACUUUUAUAACAGAGAAGUGUUUCAAGAAUUUAAUUUCAAAUUAGAUUAAUUAAUCAAAAUUAUUAUUAACAUUAAUUCCAUUUGAAGUAUUAUAAACAAAUGCUUAUGUGAUGACGUAUGUGUUGCAAGAGUCAAAGAAAAUAUAUUUGUGA